AUGGAGAUAACACUGAACAGUGGCUUCAACAUGCCAAUAAUUGGACUUGGAGUUUGGCGAAUGAAUAAACAAGAAAUCAAAGAUCUCGUUAUCAAAUCAAUCCAAAUCGGUUAUCGUCAUUUUGAUUGUGCUGCUGACUACAAGAACGAAACUGAAGUUGGAGUAGCUCUUAAAGAAGCUGUUGACGCUGGACUUGUGAAGAGGGAGGACCUUUUCAUUACUACUAAGCUAUGGAACUCUGACCAUGGACACGUUGUUGAAGCUUGUAAAGAUAGUCUUAAGAAGCUUCAGUUAGAUUAUCUGGAUCUAUAUCUUGUUCACUUUCCCGUAGCCACAAAGCACACUGGGGUUGGUACUACGCGUAGUGCUUUGGAUAAAGAUGGUGUUCUGGACAUAGAUACAACCAUAUCCUUAGAAACUACAUGGCAUGCAAUGGAAGGUCUUGUUUCAUCGGGCCUGGUUCGCAGCAUAGGGAUCAGCAACUAUGACAUCUUUCUGACUAGAGAUUGUCUAGCAUACUCCAAGAUAAAGCCUGCUGUGAAUCAAAUCGAAACGCAUCCAUACUUCCAGCGUGACUCUCUCGUCAAAUUUUGUCAAAAACAUGAAAUUUGUGUAACCGCUCACACUCCACUGGGAGGUGCUGCAGCUAACACAGAACGGUUUGGCACAGUUUCGUGUUUAGAUGACCAAGCUCUCAAAAAUCUGGCUGAAAAACACAAAAAGACUGUUGCCCAGAUUGUUCUUCGCUGGGGGAUUCAAAGGAACAUUGUUGUCAUUCCUAAAACAUCGAAAAUAGAGAGAUUGAAAGAGAACUUUCAGGUAUUUGAUUUUGUGCUCUCUGAAGAGGACGAGAAUCUCAUCAGGAAUAUGGAGAAGAAAUAUCGAACUAAUCAACCGGCCAAGGCUUGGGGCCUAGAUCCCUAUGCUUGA
This is a messenger RNA of Lathyrus sativus (Indian pea), 930 nucleotides long. The record is from the annotation of a GenBank genome assembly. NCBI's taxonomy places the organism in Eukaryota, Viridiplantae, Streptophyta, Magnoliopsida, Fabales, Fabaceae.